UUUUCCUUUUUUUUUUUGGUUUAGUUUUUUUUUGACGAAACUUGAAUUAUUUUUCUUGAUUCAUUGAUACAUUCAUUAUCGACAAACGAAUUGAGUUUCCAGAGAAAAAAAAAUGACGAACGAUAAAACAGAUGCGGUCCAUGUAAAUGGAACCACCGCUCACUAUACAACGAAUGGGCAGCUUGAUCCAACGACAAUGACAACACCAUCAUCUUCAUCAUCAUCAUCAUCAGCGUCAGCAUCAGCAUCAGCAUCAGCAUCGACAAUUACAUCACCAAUGACGAAUACAACAACAACAAUGACAACAGAUUCACAAUCAAAAACAUUAAUAAUACAGAAUGGAAAAUCAAAUUCAAUUCCAUCAUCAUCAUCAUCAUCGAAAAUUGAAUCGUCAUUACCAGAAAAUUAUCGUCCACGUGAACAAUGGGCAAAUAAAUUGGAAUUUGUAUUCGCUUGUAUGGCUUAUGCAAUCGGUCUAGGAAAUGUAUGGCGUUUUCCAUAUCUAUGCUAUAAAAAUGGGGGUGGUGCAUUUUUCAUUCCAUAUUUCAUUUUUCUUGUAUUUGGCGCUGCACCGAUUCUUUUUCUUGAAGUAGCCAUUGGUCAAUAUUUUCGUCAAGGUGGUAUUACUGUAUGGCGUGAAAUUUGUCCAUUGUUUCGUGGCAUUGGUUUCGGCACUAUUACCAUAUCGUUUAUAUUGAAUUGUUAUUAUGUUGUCGUUAUUGCAUGGGCAUUACUUUAUCUUUAUUAUUCAUUACGUGGUGAUCUAUUAUGGGCUAGCUGUAAUAAUGAAUGGAAUACUGAUCGAUGUUGGACACAAUCAAUGAAUACUACGGCACGAAAUGAUUCCGUCAAUUCUGUGAUUGAAUUUUGGGAACAUAAAAUAUUACAAAUAAGUCCCGGUAUUGAUCAACCAAAUGGUUUUCAAUGGGAAUUAGUAUUGACACUGGCAAUUGCUUGGAUUUUAUGUUUCUUUUCCAUAUGGAAAGGUGUUAAAUCCACUGGCAAAGCUGUUUAUGUGACUGCUGUAUUUCCAUAUGUGGUCAUUACGGCAUUAUUUAUACGUGGCAUUACAUUACCAGGCGCUAUUGAAGGAAUCAAAUUUUAUCUGUAUCCAGAUUUUUCACGUCUUAGUGAUUCACAGGUAUGGAUGGAUGCUGGUACACAGAUUUUUUUCUCCUAUGCUAUUGCGCUUGGUUGUAUGGUUGCAUUGGGCAGUUACAAUACUUUUAACAAUAAUUUCUAUCAUCAAUUAUUGUUUUUAACUGGUGCAAAUUCCGGUACAUCUGUCUAUUCUGGUUUUGUCAUAUUCUCCAUUUUGGGUUAUAUGGCACAUGAACAACAAUUGAGUAUUGCCGAUGUUGCUGAAUCUGGACCCGGUUUAGCGUUUAUCGCUUAUCCACGUGCUGUUGCAAUGAUGCCUGGAUCAUCAUUUUGGGCCGUAAUGUUUUUCAUUAUGAUCUUAUUAUUGGGAUUAGGUUCACAAUUUGUUGGUGUUGAAGGUUUCGUAACGGCUAUGGUGGAUUUAUUUCCACAAUAUUUACGUAUUGGUAAACGUCGUGAAUGGUUUAUAUUUGGUGUUUGUAUUGUUAGCUUUUUGAUCGGUUUAUCCAUGGUCACUAGGGGUGGAAUGUAUGUUUUUCAAUUAUUCGAUUAUUAUGGUGCAAGUGGAAUGUGUCUGCUUUGGUAUUGUUUCUUUCAAGCCAUUGUCAUUGGAUGGAUUUACAAAGCCGAAAAUAUGUAUGAUAAUAUUGAAAAAAUGAUUGGUUUUCGUAUACCGAAAUUUUUCCAUUAUUGUUGGAAAUACAUUACACCCACUGUUAUCGGUGGUACGUUUGCAUUCUAUUUGAUUACAUAUAAAUCAAUCAAAUAUAACGGUACAUAUGAAUAUCCAUGGUGGGGUAUUGUAUUCGGUUGGAUGUUGGCAAUGUCAUCCAUUAUGCAAUUGCCGAUUUCAAUGCUGUAUUUUUGGUUCACGGCACCAAAUAUACCAAAAGUGAAAAUGGACAUAUUUGACCACUGGAAACAAGAAUCUUGUUCAUGCAACACCGCAUAAAAAUUUCAACAACAAAAAUGAUAACAACAACAACAACAACGUGAAUGGAAAAAUCAAAGAUAUUGAAAUUG
Messenger RNA from Dermatophagoides farinae (American house dust mite), 2124 nucleotides. The record is from RefSeq and is a predicted model, not a curated record. Lineage: Eukaryota; Metazoa; Arthropoda; Arachnida; Sarcoptiformes; Pyroglyphidae.